Capronia epimyces CBS 606.96 is the source of this 4029-nucleotide messenger RNA. RefSeq lists its product as uncharacterized. The coding region runs from base 1 to 4029 and encodes 1342 amino acids. Lineage: Eukaryota; Fungi; Ascomycota; Eurotiomycetes; Chaetothyriales; Herpotrichiellaceae. Gene Ontology annotation, biological process: phosphatidylinositol dephosphorylation. Gene Ontology annotation, molecular function: phosphatidylinositol-4,5-bisphosphate 5-phosphatase activity; phosphatidylinositol-3,5-bisphosphate 5-phosphatase activity. The record is from RefSeq and is a predicted model, not a curated record. Gene Ontology annotation, cellular component: cytoplasm; membrane. The transcript has 3 exons.
AUGUCCACCCGGGUCCUCAUCCACGACUACCCUCACCGGACUCUGGCGUUGGCGACCGACGAGCAUGUCUUGGUCUUUCGCCACACUCACUCUCCUCCGCCAGAGAACUCCUCGAGGGGCCUGAAGUCUGCAAGCUUGCCAUCACUGAGUGCCAGCCGGUCGAAUCUCACCCCUCGCUGCAUGGUGGAGUUUGGUGGGAGAUCAUCCACGGACCUGAGCCAGUUUCAUACAGUGGCCACUGCUAAGGGCACCUUGGGCCUCAUCACGCUGAACAAUGAUGUCUUCAUCUGCGUCAUCACUGGUUCGGAAAUAGUGGCCACGGUGAGACCCGGCGAGGUCGUGCACAAGAUCUUUGCCGUCGAAUUUUAUUGCCUGAAUCGAGCCGACUACGACCACGCUUCUGGCCCCUACCCAAACCCCUACCCUGGACAGACCUUCCAGUCCGAUGAUGUUGAUUAUGGCGGAGGUUACGACCAAGGCGAUUCGAGCGCAGAGCAUCCAUUCCAUGCCUUGAGGAAGCUCUUGAGCAAUGGGCAUUUCUAUUACAGCGUCGACUUUGACCUGACACGUCGACUGCAGGACCGUGCCGAGGAAAUCUCUACAGUCGACAUUUCGAGCCUGGAUGAAGGUCUCCUGUGGAACUCGUACAUGAUCGAUCCUCUCAUCAAAUUCCGAAGUAGAUUGACGGACCAUGAGCGGAACGAGCUGGACCGAUCCCGCCUCCUGACUUCGGUGAUUCGCGGGUUUGUGAGGACUCUGACCGUACCCUCGUCUUCGUCUCCGAUUCGGGGCACUGUUCCUGGACUACCCACAACCUUGACCGUGAUCUCAAGGCUCUCGUCGAGACGUGCAGGAACGCGGUUCAACUCUCGAGGCAUCGAUGAUGAUGGCAAUGUGGCCAACUUUGUCGAAACCGAGACCGUCUUCUGGUCCAACACGGGGAUUUGCUUCUCUUAUGUCCAAAUCCGUGGCAGCAUCCCGAUUUUCUGGGAAAGCUCAAGCAGCUUGAUCCCGGGACAACAGAAAAUCCAAAUCACGCGCUCUCCGGAAGCCACACAACCCAGUUUCGACAAGCAUUUUGCGAACAUGGAGCGGACAUAUGGAGCAGUGCAUAUCGUCAAUCUGCUCAGCGCGUUCAAGCCCGGUGAGGUGGAGCUGACCGAGAGAUAUCGCUAUCAUGUGAACCGCAGUCCUCUACGGCGUCACGAGGAGGAUGAGGUGGAGGAACAUCUUCUCCUGCGGGAGACCGAAUUCGACUUUCACGAGCGUACCAAAGGCGCCAGUGGGUACGAGGGAGCUCGAUCUAUCCGGCCUUACCUGGAGACUAGUGCCGAGUCUUUCGUCUAUUUUCUCUCCGAGGAAGUUGCCGAUGAAACAGUACUAGAUGGAAAGAAGAGCGUCAUCAAGAGGCCAGUCGUGGUCAUGCAGCAGAACGGGGUGUUCCGUGUCAACUGUUUGGAUUGCUUAGACCGGACCAACCUCAUCCAAGGCAUGAUCAGUCAGAUGGCCCUCGAACUGUUUCUGUCACAUCGAGACGAACGGGGAAAUUCCGAUUUCUGGAUGCGGCAUUCCACAUUGUGGGCCGACAACGGAGAUGCGCUGUCGAAGAUCUACGCUGGCACGGGGGCAUUGAAGAGCUCCUUCACCAGACACGGAAAGAUGAGUCUUUCAGGCGCCAUUGCGGAUGCCAGAAAGAGUGCGACACGCCUCUACGUCAACCAUUUCGAAGAUAAGAACCGGCAGAACACGGUCGACCUGCUCCUGGGCAGACUUGUGGGUCAGAACAGCGUGGACUUGUAUGAUCCCAUCAAUGAUUGGGUGGUUGCAGAGGUGGCCAGACGGAGGCCCGAGUUUGAGACCCGAGAUCAAAUCAAACUCGGCGUAGGCACGUACAAUCUGAACGGCAAGACGAUGGGGGCCAACGAGGACCUUCGGCCAUGGCUGGAUGUCCAUGGCAAAGACCUUGACAUUGUCGUCGUGGCCUUUCAAGAGCUGGUCGAGUUGAGUCCGCAGCAGAUCAUGAGCACAGACCCGAAACGGCGGAUUUUAUGGGAGAGUGCCGUCAGGAACUGCCUGAAUGGAUCCGAGGAAGAAAAGCCGGACGGGCUCCUGCCAACGGGCGAUGAUUAUGUUCUUCUGAGAAGCGGUCAGCUCGUCGGUGCGGCUUUGAUGGUUUUCGUUCGGUCCAGAAUUCUCAGACGGAUCAAAAACGUCGAAGGGGCGAUCAAGAAGACAGGAUUGAGCGGCAUUGCUGGGAACAAGGGAGCGGUCGCCAUCCGGAUGGAGAUCGAGAGCACAUCGGUCUGCUUCGUUACCGCCCAUUUGGCUGCCGGUUUCGCGAACUACGAAGAGCGAAACCGAGACUACAACACCAUUACAUCUGGGCUGAGAUUCCAACGCAACCGAAGCAUUGAAGACCACGAGAUUAUCGUCUGGGCCGGCGAUUUCAACUACCGCAUCGGACUCAGCUACGAAAAAGUGCGGGCUCUCGUCAACGAAGCCAUGGCCGGUUCGGAAAAGACCCGGGAGGAAGUGUUGGGCAAACUGUAUGAAAACGACCAAUUGAAUAUUCAAAUGGUGGUGGGUAGUUGUUUCAACUACUACCGAGAAGGACGGGUCAAGUUCUUGCCGACGUACAAAUACGACAUAGGCACGGACGACUUCGAUUCCAGCGACAAACAACGAAUCCCGGCCUGGACCGAUCGGAUUGUGUGGAAGAUCAACCACAAAAGCACCGCGGUGCAGGCCGGGGAGAUUUUGGGCACCCAAAUGAGGCAAUUAAAAUACGACAGCGUCAUGGCACUGCGGUUCAGCGACCAUAAACCCGUAUAUGCGGCCUUUGAAAUGGGGAUUUUGGUGGUGGAUGAAGGCAAGAAAGAAGUGUUGACCAAGAAGCUGUACUCUAAGAGAGCAAAAGAGUUGAAGACCCAGGCGGGCGAUUCCACGGAUGGCUUUGAGGAGAUCAGCAGCGAAGAAGACGAGACCGAAAGCGUGAUGGGAUACGAGAGUAUCCAAGAGGGGCUACCAGCUGCCAGCAGCGACAAGACGAAAUGGUGGUUUGAGGGGAACAAAGCGGCUCGAAGCACGGUCCGACCUCCAAAAGAAGGCAUGUUGCUCAACCGGAACCGUGAAGGGAAUCCCUGGCGAGAAGGCGGAGAAGACGACUGGGUGCAGGUUGAUAGGCCUGCUAUCAUGGACAACAGCAGCAAAGAGGCCAGCAGAGCAUCGAGUAGGAAGCCGGUGCCUCCUCCGACAAGAGGAAGCAGGAGAAUGGUACCGCCUCCUUGGGAGGGAGAUCGAGUGGUCUCGUCCACAGGACCAAAGCCCGACACUGCCAGCGCUGCCUCGUCGCCUGUCCGAUCUCUAGGAAACGUGACUGGCGAUGCCAUCCAGACGUCGCCGUCGACAAGCCCACUGGCGAAGAAGCUGCCACCGCCCAAACCAGCCAAGCCAUCGACUCUCGCGUCGUCUUCAAGCCCGGUGGCCUUUCCACCGUCGAGUCCUCUUGCUUCGUCUGCCCUGCCUCCAGUGGCCAGUAUCCCACGGCCGCGUUCUGAUGAGGAACAGCCUCCCCCUCUGCCCAGACGAACGGGAACAGCCAGUUCGACAGCAUCCUUCAUCAGCGCCUCAGAUACCAUCUCAUCUGUGUCCGAUACCCACCGAGGCACUCCUCCGCCACCCCCUCCAGCGCGGGUCUCACAACUCCAAAGCCAGAAGCCGCGCGAUGGGAGUGUCGGGUCCACACCUUCGCGGAGAAGUAGUUCUUUGAGCCAAACUUUGACGGAAUUGGACGCCGCGCCUCCUUUACCACCCAGGCCUGGUCGGAGUACAAGUAUUUCUACAACGACUAGAAAGGACACCGAGGGCGGUAGGACGAGUGAGAGGGAAGCAAACGGCAUGGGCAAUACGAGCGGCCAUAGGCCCGGUAGCGGUGAGCCAGGUACCAUGGCGACCGCGGACCUGCUGGACAAGGAAGAUAGCACAGGACGGGGUGAUUUGGAUAAAUACAAGCCUCUUCUGCCAGGAUGA